Molecule: messenger RNA, 399 nt
Organism: Suillus subalutaceus
Lineage: Eukaryota; Fungi; Basidiomycota; Agaricomycetes; Boletales; Suillaceae
Exons: 3
Coding region: 1-399 (132 amino acids)
Source: RefSeq, a predicted model, not a curated record
AUGAAUAAAUUUUCAGCGUUCAUGUCGUCGAAUGACUCAGACGACGUGAAGCCGAACAUCUUGUUAUUGAACGGAGCUGAAGAGAAACCGAACACGCUUGAAUCAUCAGGCCCUGUACCUCCUCCAAGUCGACCAUUUCACGUGGUCGUUGCUCCAGGACGGGCUAGGGAGGUACCUCAUACGCCAAGGGAGGUUAAGCCUGCCCUUGAUAUUCAGUUUCCAUUGGCGCCAUAUCGCCAAACUCCAGGACCCAUCAAAAUGUCGCAGACCUACCUGCGAACACUUGUCCUAGAGCGCUGGGAUGCAGAGAUUAGGCUGUGUGAUGAGUCAUGCAGAGCUGCAGCUCUCAGAGCACAUACAAGGUCCUGUUGCUCACCAAAAUUUGGUGCUGGGAGAUGA